AUUUUCAUAGGUUUCUCCAUUUAUUAAAUAUAUUUGUAAUGUUAAUAAACCAUAACGAAACAUAUUGAAAAUAAUUUUUUGAUUUUACUCAUCAACUUCCCGAAAAUAUUAAGCAGCAAAAAACAAAUAUGGUAUCUGUUGAAACGAUCGCCUCGAUAUUUAUCAAGGCCUUAAAAAUGGUUUUGAAUCUAAUCAUAAUAAUUCUAUAUCGCGUUGGCGAUGGCGGUGAAUUUUUAGGCAUUGGUGGUACAUGGAAUUUAAAUGAGGAGAAAAGUGCCGAUUGCGAAAUAGUAGCCUCCGGAGUAAUGGUAGGUUUUUUCAUUUAUACCGGCUGUCAUACUAUAGCGUACUUAUUUGGUACUACCAAGCACAAGAAAGAGUUAACCGAUACUAUUAUGAAUGUUGUCGGGACAUUUAUGUGGGUAGCUGUGGGAGGAACGGCUCUUCACUAUUGGAAAGGUUAUAUGAAAGAUAGCGAUUACUUGUAUGUAGCUUCAGAGAGGCAAGUUGGUCUAGCAAUGGGCGCAUUGUGCGUCAUUGAAGGUGCCCUCUAUUUACUUGAUACUGUCCUAGCUUGCAUACAUUAUUCAAAAGGCGACUCGGAGUUCAUGCAAUAAAAGUGUAUACAUAUAUAUAAGAUAGAAAUUUCAUUUCCGAUAGAGAGAGAGAGAGAGAGAGAGAGAGAGAGAAAGAGAGAAAGAGAGAGAGUAAAAAAAAAAAAAAAUGAUCAAUAAUUACGAAUAAUUUUUUUGUUUAUAUAGAUUUUAAGUCAAACUUAUGCAACUGCAACAAGCCAUCAUUAAAAAAUUCAUAAAAAUGUCUAAUUUUUUCACUUUGGUUUAUUCAAAUAAAAGUUACUUCAUUUUCACUAUUAUAAAAGAUUUUUUACACACACACACACAUACACACAUGCAUAUGUAUUGUUUACUUUGAAACAUUUGAUUGUUUUGUGUUGACUCGAGUUAAUUAAACGCAACGCUGAACGUUUAAUGCACAUAUAGUAUCUAAUUGAAUGUCAACGUUAGUUGCUUAAUUAAAUGUUAUCGAUGUAAAAAAAUAAAUGCCGUUUUUUCUUCUAAGCCAAAUAACUGUAGUAUGUUAGCGCAAUUCAAUUCAUCGGCUAUCGAAGACAAAAAAAAAGAGAAAUUUUCAAUUAAGGGAAGAAUGCCUGCAUCGCAGAUACAAAUAAAUUCUGUAACUUUUUCGUAGCUUAAUAACUGAAAUAUGGAUCAUAAUUAUCUAUAGACUCUUGUCACAAUUUUUCACAGAACUUGCGCUCUAAUCGGAAGAUAAAAGAUCUACAAAAAAGGAUCGCCAAUCGGAAGAAAAGGUCCUAAAGCCAAAGUUGAACAUAACUUUUUCAGUUGCUUUUGCUGGAGAUGGGCCGACGUUCGUAAAUUUUAACGUUCUCAAUACAAACAUAUUUCGCACGAAAUAUCACUAACAACAUUUCAAAUAUUUCAUAGCUUACAGUAUUUUCACAUCUAUUUCGUUGCCCUUUGAUGUACGCUGACCGAAAGCUUAUAAACAGUUGAAACUUGUACCGUAGAGACCGUGCCAAUAUCUAAGCUAUGAAUACCCGAAAUUUCGGUAAAAAUCAGCCCGUCUUAUACAACUUCCAGAAUAUAACAAGGAAGUCCCUGUAUAGAAAGUAGUCAACCGUAAUAACACAAAUAUUAAUAGAGGGUGAUAUCGGGAAUGGCCAAUAAGCGAUCUUAAAUUAUCGCAAUCUGAUGUUAAUUUUUUGGUAAAGCACAGAUUCUAUUCAUUCUAUCCAUAUACGCAUUGCAAUGCAUUUUCGUGACAUUUGUCCCCAAAAUGAAAAUCGAAAACUUUUGAUUAUAAUGCAGUUAGCGGCGUUCAUUAGUUUUGAUAUUUCUUGUCUCUUCAUACAUGAUAUUGAAUUUCAAUUGAAUAAAAUGAAGAAAUUUCGAUUUGGGUAAUAUAAAUGACGUUCGAUAGUUCGAUUCGUGCUUGAAAUGUCCAUUUUUUACUCCUCAAAAUAAUCAACGUCCAACGGAAGGCAUUUAAUGUCUGUUUUUAAUACUCACUAGAAAGCGAAAACUUUCAUCCAAUGAAAGGGGUCAUCCGAGAAAUCAUUUAAAUAAAACGACACGAAAACAUAAGAAAUUCUGAACAUGUGCAGCCCAAGCGACAUACUCCUAACAUCACCAAAUGUUGGGCAAUAUUCUCACGCAUGCGGAAACGCUUAUAUGCGAUCACUUUAAUAUGUUGAACCACAAAAACAAAAAAAAAAAAAAAACAAGAGAAAAUUUCGAAAAUAAUCGAGAAAAAACUCUUCAAUCAGACUAUGCGCAGAGAAAUCAAUUAAGUUAAACUAAAAAUUAUUAUUUGAGAAACGGAAGAUUAUCGGGUAGGAAGAUUUUAUUAUUCGCUAUGAAACGAGUACGAGUAGAAGUUAGCAGUGUUGCCAUGUGUUGCGAAUAUAGAAUUUAUGCAUAGAAACCUUGAAAAAUCUCAACUCGAAACAAUUACAAAAUGUUUUCCUAUAAUUUGCAUUGUUUUUUUUUAUUC
Glossina fuscipes is the source of this 2535-nucleotide messenger RNA. RefSeq names its product protein snakeskin (gene Ssk). NCBI's taxonomy places the organism in Eukaryota, Metazoa, Arthropoda, Insecta, Diptera, Glossinidae. The record is from RefSeq and is a predicted model, not a curated record. Gene Ontology annotation, biological process: septate junction assembly. The transcript is spliced from 3 exons. The coding region runs from base 129 to 617 and encodes 162 amino acids.